ACUUGCCACCAAACACAAACACAUGUAAAUACACUAUGGUGACCUAAUUGUCCAGUGAACAGCAAAGGAAGCCGCGCAUACGACGGUCUCGCCGCCCCAAUUUCGUUGGUUGCUUUGAACUUACCAACACGUUAUCGUCUUUGCAAUUGAAGCCAUGGGCAACACCAGCUCGUCGUCCUCACGCGGUCACCACGACGACACCGUUGACUACGGUUAUCUCGCUCCUCAGGGCGUCUACACUGGUCCCAAAGAUUGGAAUCAUGGGAUUGUCACCCAGCUCAUCGUAGAUCGCAGGCUUGCUCCUUUCUAUCGACCUCUAGAAGAUUAUAAUGAAAACUGGGACGAUGAGCAGAUCAUGUCAGCUAGGAGAGUCAUUCCAGAUACUGACAGUACCAACUCCGACACCCCUCCUACAAGGGUUGACUCCCGAGAUUCCACAAAGCCAACUCAUCAAUCUAAACGGCCUGGUGCAUUGAAGGAGUCUUGCCGUUAUCCAGAAGCUGCCAUUUACAGAGGUGCUGUAGAAUGCCCAAUAUGUUUCCUUUAUUAUCCCCCUAAUAUGAACCAUUCAAGGUGUUGCGAUCAAGCAAUAUGUACGGAGUGCUUUGUUCAGAUAAAGAGGACCGAACCCACGGCUACGCAUCUCGUAUGUGAGCCAGCAGCAUGCCCAUAUUGUGUGCAGGAGAAUUUUGGUGUAGUAUAUACACCUCCAUCAUGGCGUACUGGAAUUGGGAGCGAUGGAACGUCGUUGCCAGUAUGGUCGGAUGCUCCCAAAGGCUCGCAGCAGAAUAUACCCAAUGCGGCCCAAAAACGACGUCGCAAGAGCUUUGGUCAUGAUAGUCCGGAAGUGGUCACUACAGAUUCUAUAAGGCCGGACUGGGAAGCUAAACUUGCCGCCGUUCGAGCUGCAGUUACGCGCCGUGCAAACAGGCGAAUAAUCAUGCGUCAAGUAGGAGACAGACUCAUCCCAGUUGGUGUGACCAGUGGCCGCGUUCAUCCCCUACCGACUGGCGAGGCUCAGGAUGGCGGUGAAGUAGACAACGGUACCAGUCGAAGAAGUCGACGACAUAGAAAUAAUGGUGGUCAGCCGGACAUCAGUCAGUUGUUGGGUCAGAUGGGGCUUGGCGGUCAAGAUCUGGAAGAGUUAAUGGUGAUGGAGGCUAUGCGCCUGUCACUUUUAGAGCAUGAGGAGCAGCAGAAAAAAGAAGAAGAGAAACGGAAGAAAGAAGCUUCUGCUACUGCUUCAGUAGAGGGAGAUACUGCUGGUCGGUCGAGUGAGGAUCGGACGACGACAGACACAGUAGGGAACGACGCUUCCAAUAUCCCAUCGGGCGCCCGGAGCUUGGAGUCAGGAGAGGCAAUAGCCGAAGCGAAUCACGGUGGUAGUCGGGCAAUGACUCCUGCAGCAGGUCAACCAACCUCUUCAUCUCACUCGCAGACACCCGUUGAUGCCAACGCCACCCGCAGUGAUGGGACAAUCUCGAUUUCAGGCUACCCACAAUGCCUGACACCGGGCACUUCAUCUCCGAUGAUUAAUAAUGGAACUGUUGAUUCAGCAUCGGCCGUGCCCGAUGGAGUAGCCAAGCUCUCAAGUCAGAAUGCUUCCAUGUAUAUUGACAGCAUGCAGCCAUCCGCAGGGACGCCUGGUGCGACCUCCGUAUCGACCUCUAUUUCCAGCCUCAAUACUCUAGGACAGCCAUCUUAUGAUGUACUUCCAUCUUCACCAGAAUCGUCAAUGGAGCAGCCGUUAUUGAAGACGGACUCGGUAGGCCGGGCGGCUGCCGUAAAGGCCGCUGAUUCAUGAUCGUCAAUUGCAUGGUACUGGGAUGGAGGUGGAGGUGGUGUUAGUUAUCGUGUCAUUCAUCGUUUAUAGAUCCUGGAGGAGCAUCUUUCGUAAUUCAUAAUGUUUGCAUACUUGUUAAACAGCCUGUUGAAUACAUCACCACGACAUGAAUUUGAAUUUAUUCGCCACUCUCAUGUUAUGGCGUAAUUGCCGUUCACGAUCAAAC
Suillus fuscotomentosus is the source of this 2009-nucleotide messenger RNA. RefSeq lists its product as uncharacterized. The record is from RefSeq and is a predicted model, not a curated record. Gene Ontology annotation, cellular component: cytoplasm. The coding region runs from base 155 to 1804 and encodes 549 amino acids. NCBI's taxonomy places the organism in Eukaryota, Fungi, Basidiomycota, Agaricomycetes, Boletales, Suillaceae. The transcript is spliced from 5 exons.